Rhodotorula toruloides NP11 is the source of this 1983-nucleotide messenger RNA. Its product is annotated as tRNA nucleotidyltransferase (CCA-adding enzyme). The transcript is spliced from 9 exons. Gene Ontology annotation, molecular function: RNA binding; ATP:3'-cytidine-cytidine-tRNA adenylyltransferase activity. Lineage: Eukaryota; Fungi; Basidiomycota; Microbotryomycetes; Sporidiobolales; Sporidiobolaceae. The coding region runs from base 1 to 1983 and encodes 660 amino acids. The record is from RefSeq and is a predicted model, not a curated record. Gene Ontology annotation, biological process: tRNA 3'-terminal CCA addition.
AUGCUCGCUUCCCUCGCCCGACUAUUCUCGCACCGCCUCGUCCUCGCCAAAACUCCCCUUCGCCGACUCCCCUACACUCGUACGGCCAUGAGCACCGUCGCACCUGUCCUCCCGACCAUCUCGCUCACGCCGAACGAGGCGAAACUCGUCCAACUGUUGACGGAUUGUGCGGACUGGGUCGACCAGCACCCAGAGGAGGUCGAUGCAUUGCGGUUGAAGGAUGACCAGGGGCGAUGGAUCGGACGAGAACGAGGUACGGAAGCGGUGGAACUGCGUGUGGCGGGCGGAUGGGUCCGAGACAAGCUCCUCGGCCGACAAUCCGACGACAUCGACGUCUCCACCUCUCCCGACCCCAUCACUGGCCUCAAAUUUGCCAUGCUCUUCGAGAAGUAUCUCGAGACGCUUGGUCAGAGGGACCUGAUGGGCCGCCUGACGAAGAUCGAGGCAAAGCCCGAACAGUCGAAGCAUCUUGAGACGGCUACUGCGCGAGUAUGCGACUUGUCUGUCGACUGGGUGCAGCAGCGGGGUCAGGAAGUCUAUACGGAGGGAAGCAGGAUCCCGACUGUGGCCUUCGGCACACCCCUCGAAGACGCCGAGCGCCGCGACCUGACCAUCAACUCGCUCUUCUACAACCUCCGCACCCGGCUCAUCGAAGACCAGACAGGCAAAGGCCUCUCGGACCUCGGGUUCGUCUCCGGCCAGCCGAAGAAGAUCCGAACGCCUCUCGAGCCGGUCAAGACGUUCCGCGAUGACCCGCUAAGGGUCGUCAGGGCUGUCAGGUUUGCGGCGAGGUUUGGGCGGGAGUAUGAGCUGGACGCUGAGAUGGCGGAGGCGAUCAAGCGGGAGGAGAUCAAGGAAGCACUUCGCAACCCACUCAAAAUCAGUCGAGAACGCCACGCAGAUCCACAGCUUACGCCUCGUCGCGCAGGCAAGGACCCGCACUACGCCUUCGAGCUGAUCGAGAGCCUCGAGCUGCACCCGCUCAUCUUCCUCUACGAGCACGACAAAUGUUUUCCUAUGCCGUCUACGCCGUCCAGCCCUACCGCCUCGCCUUCGCUCUCCUCGCCCGACCCUUCCGCCUCUCCCGCUCCCGACCCCGACACAUCCAUCUCAGUCAUCGCCGCCUCGCUUCUCACACAGCUCCUCAAUCCCUCCACUGCUUCUCUCCCCGCCCUACAUCCACUCCUCCAGCUGCACUCCGUCCCCUUGCCCGACACGACCAACGCCCACUCCGCUCCUCCAACCUACCCGCCCGUCUCUCCCUCUCCCUCCAUCCCUCUUCUCACCCUCGUCUACCCCCCGACCCUCAAACGCCUCUACCUCUCCUGCGGCCUCCUCCCUCUCUACGACCUCGGCACGCAGGAAAAGUCCAAACUCGUUUGGGUUGGAGAGAAGGUCGUGAGGGACGGCGUCAAGGGACCUAGUGUGGAUGUUGGGUUUGUCAAGAGGGUUAGGGAGGCGAGUCAGGUCUUGAGGAGGUUGGUGAGGGAGGUUAGUGGGAUGAGUGGGGGGGUGGAUGAGAGGAUGGUCGAUGAGGCGGAGGAGAGGGCGACGAUUGGCAUGCACCUGCGCAACCCGUCGAUCCACGACGGCCAACACCAGCGAUGGAACGUCUCGCUCCUGUGGUCGCUUGUCGUCGACCUCGGUUCCGCUCGUUCCGAUCCAGCGGGGCAAGCGCGCCUGGUCGAGAUGUACAACCGGUUCGUCGAGAAGGUCAUCUCGUACGAGCUCGACCGGCGGGCAUUCGAGCAUCCUCUCCUCGACGGCAAAACCGUCAAUGCCCUCCUACCGUUCACCAAGUCCUCGCCCGCCAUGCCUCGGAUCCUCGACUUGAUCAUGCGGUAUCAACUUGCGCAUCCUUCCGCGACUAAAGAGGAUGCGGAGAGGGUGUUGUGUGAGGAGGAGAGGGUCGAGGAGUUGAGGAGGUUGGUGGAGGAGAGUCGGCCCCUGCCGAAGGGGAAGAAGAGGAAGGAGCCGAAGUAG